GCAGUGCUUCAGGCUUCAGCAGCUUUGGAGAAGCAUCAGCUGAGAGGAGCUAUCACAUGGGAGCCGGGACUGCUCAGCAAAGAUGGAUUUAUGAGGAAACUGAACUUCAGAAGAUUCACAGAGUUAGUAAUGCCCAGAACUGGGACUAGAAACUAAAUUUUGUGCUCCUUCUACUCCCCAGCAGCUCCUGCCAUUCUGGGGAGACAAGAAAUCAGGAAAUUUACAUAAGGAACCCUAAAACUGAGGCACCAUCCCAGAAAUCAGCAGGACCCUGGGAAGGAGAGAAAGAGGAUUUAGAAUCACCGGCUAACAGUUCUGGAAAGGGUAAAAGGGUAUGGAGAAUGAGAAUGGCAGAAAGGAGAUGGAAAAGGAAGAGGUGAAGGCCAUUUCGAAGGCGAAGUGUUGAGUGGGUCAGGCUCCUGUACUUCUCACGUCUCCUGCUUCUUAGCAGUCACCAAGGCAGAUCCUGGAGCCACCUCUGGCCGGAAAGGGGAUAUGAGCUUCUGAUCCUUCAGCUGCCUGGCCUGGCGCUCUGUACGCAGACAAACCUGCCCAAGAGGCUCCAGUAGGAGGCGUCCCCUACCAAACCGGGAAGCCUGGGCCUGGGCUCGCCAUCCCAGGGUCGCUGGACUAGGAUGGGGGAUGGGCCUGUGACAGGAGGUACCCUGGGUGUCCUCUUUCGGCCCCAUGGAGUCCUCACCCAUCCCCCAGUCAUCAGGGAACUCUUCGACUUUGGGGAGGGUCCCUCAAACCCCAGGUCCCUCUACUGCCAGUGGGGUCCCGGAGGUGGGGCUGCGGGAUGUCGCUUCGGAAUCUGUGGCCCUCUUCUUCAUGCUCCUGCUGGACUUGACUGCUGUGGCUGGCAAUGCCGCUGUGAUGGCCGUGAUCGCCAAGACGCCCGCCCUCCGAAAAUUUGUCUUUGUCUUCCACCUCUGCCUGGUGGACCUGCUGGCUGCCCUGACCCUCAUGCCCCUGGCCAUGCUCUCCAGCUCCGCCCUCUUUGACCACGCCCUCUUUGGGGAGGUGGCCUGCCGCCUCUACUUGUUCCUGAGUGUGUGCUUUGUCAGCCUGGCCAUCCUCUCAGUGUCGGCCAUCAAUGUGGAGCGCUACUAUUACGUGGUCCACCCCAUGCGCUACGAGGUGCGCAUGACGCUGGGGCUGGUAGCCUCUGUGCUGGUGGGUGUGUGGGUGAAGGCCUUGGCUAUGGCUUCUGUGCCAGUGUUGGGAAGGGUCACCUGGGAGGAAGGAGCUCCCAGUGUCCCCCCAGGCUGUUCACUCCAAUGGAGCCACAGUGCCUACUGCCAGCUUUUUGUGGUAGUCUUUGCUGUCCUUUACUUCCUGCUGCCCCUGCUUCUUAUCCUUGUGGUCUACUGCAGCAUGUUCCGAGUGGCCCGCGUGGCUGCCAUGCAGCAUGGGCCGCUGCCCACGUGGAUGGAGACACCCCGGCAACGCUCUGAAUCUCUCAGCAGCCGCUCCACGAUGGUCACCAGCUCGGGGGCCCCCCAGACCACCCCACACCGGACGUUUGGGGGAGGGAAAGCAGCAGUGGUUCUUCUGGCUGUGGGGGGACAGUUCCUGCUCUGUUGGUUGCCCUACUUCUCUUUCCACCUCUAUGUUGCCCUGAGUGCUCAGCCCAUUUCAACUGGGCAGGUGGAGAGUGUGGUGACCUGGAUCGGCUACUUUUGCUUCACUUCCAACCCUUUCUUCUAUGGAUGUCUCAACCGGCAGAUCCGGGGGGAGCUCAGCAAGCAGUUUGUCUGCUUCUUCAAGCCAGCUCCAGAGGAGGAGCUGAGGCUACCUAGCCGGGAGGGCUCCAUUGAGGAGAAUUUCCUGCAGUUCCUUCAGGGGACUGGCUGUCCUUCUGAGUCCUGGGUUUCCCGACCCUUACCCAGCCCCAAGCAGGAGCCACCUGCUGUUGACUUUCGAAUCCCAGGCCAGAUAGCUGAGGAGACCCCUGAGUUCCUGGAGCAGCAACUCACCAGCGACAUCAUCAUGUCAGACAGCUACCUCCGUCCUGCCCCCUCACCCCGGCUGGAGUCAUGAUGGGCCGCUGGACACUCGGAGGGAUGUGGGGCUGGGGGCCAGUUAUGAUCGCAAGGACCACCUUGUGGGAUCACCUUUUCCCAGCUGGCUAGGGC
Molecule: messenger RNA, 2138 nt
Organism: Piliocolobus tephrosceles (Ugandan red Colobus)
Lineage: Eukaryota; Metazoa; Chordata; Mammalia; Primates; Cercopithecidae
Gene: GPR61
Product: G protein-coupled receptor 61
Exons: 2
Coding region: 688-2043 (451 amino acids)
Biological process (GO): G protein-coupled receptor signaling pathway
Cellular component (GO): signaling receptor complex; endosome; plasma membrane
Molecular function (GO): G protein-coupled receptor activity
Source: RefSeq, a predicted model, not a curated record